AUGUGGAACGAGUUCCCUCUAGACCUCCUCGCCCAUGUCUUCUCCUACCUGCCGCCCACGUCCCUGGCUCGCGCCAUGUCCACCUGCACGCACUGGCAAGCUUGCGCCCGCUCCUCGUCUACCCCAUCCCACUCCCAUCCACCUUGGCUCCUCGCCAUGCCUGCUCGCGGCUCCAUUCAGUGUUGUUAUGCUCUUGACCCGUCCUUCCAACGCUGGCACUGCCUUCCUCUCCGCUUCAUCCCCCACUCCAUCCGCCCACUCGGCGCUGUCGGUCUCGGUCUCAUCAUCUGCAAGCUCGUCUCCUCCGUCUCCUCCCUCCGCAUCGCUCUCUGCAACCCUUUCUCCAAACAAUUCCACCUCCUUCCUUGUCUUUCUAAGCCCCGGUCCAACCCCGCUGUUGGGUUCAUUACAUCAGGAAACUCCUCCAGCUUCCGAGUCUUCGUUGCUGGUGGCACCUCCGGUGCCUGCUGCUACGAGUCAACACUAGAGGUUUAUGACUCGAGGGACGGUGACUGGCGACACGCGGGCACAAUGCCGGUGGAGUUCGCGGUGCGGUUGACUGUUUGGACACCGAACGAGAGUGUGCAUGCGGGCGGGACUAUUUACUGGAUGACGUCCGCGAGGGCGUACAGCGUCGUGGGGUUCGAUGUGGGAAGUGGGUCGUGGAGGGAGGUGCGGGCGCCGAUGGCGGAUAGGCUCGAGUGGGCGGUGCUUGUGCAGACGAGGGAUGUAGAGAGAAUCGGACUGGUCGGGGGAGUGUGCGAGGGGGAGGCGUGCGUUUGGGAGUUGGUGGACGGGGAUGAGUGGGAAUUGGUCGGAGAGGUGCCGGUGGAGCUGGGCCGGAGGUUUUGGAGUAGAAAGGGGAGUUGGGGAGCCACUCGGUGCGUGGGGAGUGAUAAAGCUCUCUACUUGUUUAGUGAUCUUGGGUCUGAGAUGCUGGUUUGGAGAUCGGAAGGGAAGGGUAGUGAUCAAUGGGAGUGGGUUUUGGUUCAAGGUUUCUCUGGAAAUGGUGAAGCUUUGAUCCCAAAGUGUAACAUUCCCAUUAGAGCAGUGUUACUGCGCCCUGUCCUGUCUUCUUGA
Messenger RNA from Dioscorea cayenensis subsp. rotundata (Guinea yam), 1080 nucleotides. RefSeq names its product F-box only protein 6-like. The transcript has a single exon. Bases 1 to 1080 code for a protein of 359 amino acids. Gene Ontology annotation, molecular function: protein binding. Lineage: Eukaryota; Viridiplantae; Streptophyta; Magnoliopsida; Dioscoreales; Dioscoreaceae. The record is from RefSeq and is a predicted model, not a curated record.